Molecule: messenger RNA, 1564 nt
Organism: Rotaria sp. Silwood1
Lineage: Eukaryota; Metazoa; Rotifera; Eurotatoria; Philodinida; Philodinidae
Source: the annotation of a GenBank genome assembly
AUUUCGAGACUUUGACAAAGAGAUUGUCCAAGUUUUCAAAACACAGACAUAAUGUUGAUUUCACUCCUUUUAGGUUUUUUAGCAUAGAAUCCUAAAAGCUAGGCAUAUAUUGGUAUGAAAAUGCUACUCUAAUUUCCAGUCAGACUCUCUGGCUUGAAAAGAAUUUCGAGGUAUAUAUGUAUCUGUUUUGAAAAGUUUAAAUCGAUUUUGUUGGACACGAGGCAAUAAACUAAUAAAUAAUCAUAGGAACUUUCACUUACAUGUAGAAUAUUUGUAAGAACAGAAUAAUAUAAAUAAGUCGAUCAAUAGUUGUGCAUUUACAUCAUGAUAAUACGAAACAGAUGUCCAAACAGGCCUCGUUUUUAGGCGUGUAAGGCCUGUCAGAACCUGUCAAGUUUUUCGAGCGAGUACAAUAAUGAUGACAGACUAGAAACCAUAGAUGCAAAGAGGGCAUUAGGUCUAUUACUCAGCCCGAUCCUAACCCGACUGUCAUAGGCAUCAUCCAUGGUUUUUCGACUAGUGAAAGUCAGAGGUUCAAGCAAUUUUUGGCCUGUCUGGGCCUGUCACUUUCAUUAGUCAGAAAACCAUGGAUGAUGCCUAUAACAGUUGGUUCAUGACCGGGUCGAGCAAAAGCCCUAGUGCCCUGUUUGGACCUCUGGUUUCUAGUCUGUCAUCAUAAUUGUACACGCUCGAAAAAUUUGACAGGCCGAACAGGUCUAAAAAACGAGGCCUGUUUGCACCUCUGAUACGAAACCAACUAAAAACAUUGAUUUCAAACAAUAUAUCUUAAUGUUUUCAUAGCGUAGUCAAAAAGUUCUGCAAACCGCUUUCUAAAAUCUCAUCCUAGUUGGUUUUAUUCCUCAUGUUGACCUAUUCUAGUAGUGACAUCUCUUGUGUAUGAAAAUACCAAUACGAAGUUUCACAAAUGUUUAUUAUGGUAAAUAUCCAACGAAUUUUUUGAACCCCUUGGUUUUCAGAUGGAAAGCAGUACAUACACUCAUAUGUAAAAACUCGUUUGUUAUUAGGGUUAACAGCUACACAAAUUCAUGAUGAAUUAACUACUGCUUAUGGACAUGGUGUAGUUUCAUAUUGUACAGUUGCUCGAUGGAUUCAACGAUUUUCAAAUGAGCGAGAAUCCUUGGAAGAUAAUCCUCGAAGUUGUUGUCCAAUAACUGCCAUCACUCAACAAAAUAUUGAUGCUGUUAAAGAUCUGUCGAAAAUUUAUACAAGAAAAGAUCAUCAUAAAAAAAACUUGGCAUUAAAUUUGCAUCUUCACAAUGCAAAACCAUGUAUGCAAAAUAUUAAUCUUAAUCUUGAUUAUCUUCAAGAAGAAAAAAUCAAGGUUAUGGCUCAUCCACCAUAUUCACCUGACUUUGCUCCUUCAGACCUUUGGUUGUUCAAUCGUCUGAAACGUAGUCUUGAUACAUAUCCAGUUUCAACAAGUUUAGCUACGGCAACAACCAAGGAGCUUAAUUCAAUACCUAUUCACGAAUACCAAAAGACAUUUCAGAAAUGCAUUGAAAUGAUGAAAUUUUGUAUUGAACAUCGUGGGGACUGCUUCUAA